Messenger RNA from Triticum aestivum (bread wheat), 882 nucleotides. RefSeq names its product Bowman-Birk type wound-induced proteinase inhibitor WIP1-like. Gene Ontology annotation, molecular function: serine-type endopeptidase inhibitor activity. The record is from RefSeq and is a predicted model, not a curated record. The coding region runs from base 233 to 553 and encodes 106 amino acids. NCBI's taxonomy places the organism in Eukaryota, Viridiplantae, Streptophyta, Magnoliopsida, Poales, Poaceae. The transcript has a single exon. Gene Ontology annotation, cellular component: extracellular region.
CCAUUCCACAUCUCUAUCCCCGGCCAUGACUUGUUUAACAAGCAUUCAAACAAGAAAAACAAUAAAAAUAGUUCCAUUUCCAUCCUGGAGUUUGCAAAAUUCUAUGUCUUGAGACCUCAACGCACUCCUAUAUAUACAUGAAGCUGCUGUGGUGCGCUUUCGCCAACAAAAGCAGAGGCAUCUAUGCGAAGCAGAUUCGGUACUGCAUAUAAAUCGUUGGAAGUAGCUAGCCAUGAAGAGCAGCACGCUGAUGGUGAUCAUGGUCCUCCAGGCCACUCUGGUCAUGGGGAUCUUUAUCCUCCCGGACAUGUGCAACGGAGAUGUGCAUGCAACGUCCGUGGGUGAGGGCAAGGCCAUCGACCUCAACCUGGGCAAGCUAAGGUGCUGCAUCAACUGCAACUCCUCCUCGGGCCUCUACACAUGCGAUGACGUCGUGAAGAUAUGCGACCCUGUCUGCAAGCGAUGCGCCGUUGUGAAGAAGAACCUUGUCAAGGAGUUCAGGUGCACCGACACCUUCCUCGGUCUGUGCGAAAAUCCGUGCAAGAACCACUGAAGAUGAAAGUAGCUAAUAAGCAGCACGCUAGCUGCUACUGUGAUUUGAUAUGUGCUACGGUGCACAGUAGACAUGUAUGCCAGGAUUGGGAUUGGAUGAUUUUCGAUCGAUGUUAUACGCGGAACAGUAAGUCGUUGUUUACGUGUUUAUUGACACAAUAAAAUUGGUGGUUAUAUCAUGGCAAUCUCCACAAUUUUGAUUCUAGAUACUGGUGGAAUAGUUCCUUUAGGCUUGAGUCACGAUGUUGUGGAAAUUUAUUGAUGCACCGAAUCACAAGAUAUUUGACGUGUUAGGUUGAUCAUUUCUUGCGACGGCAACAAGCAUCUUUU